Molecule: messenger RNA, 1524 nt
Organism: Micromonas pusilla CCMP1545
Lineage: Eukaryota; Viridiplantae; Chlorophyta; Mamiellophyceae; Mamiellales; Mamiellaceae
Exons: 2
Coding region: 14-1411 (465 amino acids)
Source: RefSeq, a predicted model, not a curated record
CGCGCGGAGAAGCAUGGCGUCCGCUAUCGCAUCCCCGGCGUGCAUCGGCGCUCGAAGCGACCGCGCGCGCCGUUCCAGGCGCGCGCGCGCGUCGCGAGCGGUCGUCACCGCGCGCGCGUCGCGAGCGGUCGAUCGAUCCGUUCGAGGAUUAGACCCGAUCGAGGAAGACGCCGCGCGCGGAAAAGUGAUCGUCGUCACGGGCGCGAACAGCGGGAUCGGGAAGGAGGCGUGCAAGCAGCUGUACGCCGCGGGCGCGACCGUGCUCGUCGCCGCGCGAUCGCGCGAGAAAGCGACGGCCGCGUGCGAGGAGAUCGCGAGAGACGCGCGAGGCGACGCCUCGCGCGUCGACGGCGACGCCGUCCGCGACAGAAGAGCGCCCGAAGAGGCGCCUCCGCUCGCGACGCGCCCGCGCUUCGGCCGCGCCGUCCCCGUCGUCGUCGACCUCGGCGACGUGCGCUCGAUCGCGCGCGCGUCCGCGGAGAUCCUAAACUCGCACCCCGUCGUGGACGUCAUCGUCUGCAACGCCGGCGUCGCGCCGGACCGCGCGGGCAACGCCGUCUCCAAGACGGGCAAACCGACGCGACGGACGAAGGAUGGAUUCGAGGAGACGAUCGGCGUGAACCACCUCGGGCACUUCGCGCUCGUGCGAGAACUUCGCGGCGCGCUCCGGGAAGGCUCUAGGGUGGUCGUCACCAGUGGGUGCGUGCACGAUAAGUCCUCCCCCGACGGCAAGAACGGCGCGCCGCCGACGCUCGGCGACUUGACCGGCUUGAGACGCCACGCCCCGGGCGAGCGCGCGUUCAGCAUGGUCGACGGCGGCGACUUCGACGGGAACAAGGCGUACAAGGACAGCAAGCUGUGCGGCGUCCUCUUCGCGCGCGCGCUCUCGAAGCGUCUGGAACCGAUCGGCGCGACCGCGUGCGCGUUCUCCCCGGGGUUCGUCCCGACGUCGUCCCUGUUCCGGUUCCAAACGUCCUUCGUGCAGACGUUAUUGAAGACGGCGUUCAACUACCCGCCGCUCGCGACGUCGUUGCGCACCGCCGGCGCGUUCACCGCGCACAUGGCGCUCAGCGACGCCGUCGCCGCCGCCGGCCCCGGGGCGUACUUUUGCGGGCCGCCGUCCUUCUCCAAGCCGGAGGACGCGCACCCGUGGCUCGGAGGGUUCGCGCGCGGACUGAUCGCGCCGGAGUUUGGCGUGAAAGCGCCGAGCGAGGAGGCGCGCGACGACGCGUUGGCGGAGGCGUUGUGGGAGGUCAGCGAGGCGUUGAUCGACGACGCGUUGGCGAGGCGGGAGGCCGCCGCCGCCGCCGUCGACGGACCCGGACCGGGUGCCGCCGCUGGCGACGGCGGGUGGAGGAACAACAUCCACGCCAAGGUGGGGGGCGGCGCGCGCGUGCCGACGUCGCGGUGAGGCGAGCGAGGAGACGCGCGCGCGUCGGUGGGCGAGGAGAGGAGGGAGGGGACGCGGCGGGCGCUAUGUCCGUCGCGUAUUUAUUCAUUUAAUUAAGACAGACGCGAGAGGAG